AAGUGCAAGAGCGAGGUUCACAGCACUAUACUACAACAAACAUCAUCUACUUGUCUAUCCUACAAUGGCUUCUUCUUCUUCUUCUUCUUCCACCAACCAUUUUUCCCUUCUCCUUCUCCUCACCCUCUUAUCCUCAUUGCAUACUCAUGCAAGAGACAGCCAAUACUUCAACAAGGUCUCCUCCACCACCAACACUAAAGAAAUUCCAAGUAACCAACAAGCAGAACCCAAUUUCCUCCCGGAAAAUGAAAACAGCUACGGCCUUUACGGACACGAAUCCGGCCAGCUCCCCCCUUCCACCACCGCAUAUGACACUGAAUCCAAACAGCCCUCCCACAAGUACCUCCCCAAGAACUACAACCCCGUCGCCUACGUCACUCAGCCGGAUGUCGUAAGUGAAAACACCCCAUUUACAGAGGACAAAACUUUCACCUCGACCAACACUGACAACAACAACUAUUACAACGGUGGAGACCAAAACUAUUACAACAACCAGCAAGAAGAUCAAGAACCGGAGUUCAGAAGCUACCCGGGAGCCGCCACAAACAACAGAAACUACCACUACAAUGGUGGCAGCAGCUUCAACAGCUUUGCGGCCGCCCCCCCCCCAACCACCCGCCGUAAUAACUACUUCAACAACGGCGGCGAAGCUAACUACGGUUUCCAGCCGCAGGGAAUGAGCGAUACCAGGUUCUUGGAAAAUGGCAAGUACUAUUACGAUGUUAAUACCGACAAGUACAGCAGCAAUCACCCGUAUGAGACGUUGAAGAGGGGACAAGCAAGAAAUGAGUACAGCAACAGAAACUAUUAUGGGAAUAGCGAAAAUGCCUAUGAAUUUAGCAACAGAGACAACUCCAUGGGAGGAUAUCAGAACCAAGACGAGUUCCAACAGGACGAGAAUGAUUUGCCUUGAAAUUUGAAUGAGGAAACCAAUGAGAUGAGAUAAUCAACUUAAUUAUUACAGUCGUUGUUGAUGGUUUUCAAGGUCA
This is a messenger RNA of Sesamum indicum (sesame), 989 nucleotides long. RefSeq lists its product as uncharacterized. Lineage: Eukaryota; Viridiplantae; Streptophyta; Magnoliopsida; Lamiales; Pedaliaceae. The record is from RefSeq and is a predicted model, not a curated record.